AUGCCCGUGCAGCUUCUACCGUUUCCAGUCUUCCGCUCCAUUGUUGGUUCCGUGGUUGAAGUAGACCGAGUUGGUGGUAUCGUCGAAGGUGACAUUGCCGAGACCGAAAAUGACGUGGGUGUAGGUGCCGCUUUUGCUGUUGAGAGCGCGUGUAGCUUCGUCCGACUUGCCAAUCUGAUACCCGUCCUCAGCGAACGUCGCAUGCGGGCCGUUAGUGUCAAAGGAUCUUACCCUGAGAUUGCGGACCCGGACUUUGGAGUACUCCUAUCUGAGAAUAUGUUUGACAUAAGUGGUACAUGGGCAAAUAUCUACCCUUUGCAACAAGUUUCUCACUGCGAACCUGUACCAGCGAUGUUAUUGAUAAACGCUUUCAAGUUCAUCUCUCAUCGAGCGGUGAACAUUGCUGCGAAGCUGUAUUCUUGUAAGGAUUGCGACCCCGACUAUCUCUUCGGAUUAGUUACCAGCGCAGUUGCGCUCGCAUCUUACCACGGAAUAGAGUUAAAACUUCUUUUCCUCAUCAGAAGAUCGUGCUGGUCAUUGAAGCUAUCCGCGACCAUUUGCCGGAUCAUCCAGCAUGGCAACGUUGCGCGGAGGACCUCGCAGUCGCACCUGACUUUACGGCCAUACUAUCUCGGCAAGAUCCCCCGACUAUAG
This is a messenger RNA of Neurospora crassa OR74A, 654 nucleotides long. RefSeq lists its product as hypothetical. The record is from RefSeq and is a predicted model, not a curated record. NCBI's taxonomy places the organism in Eukaryota, Fungi, Ascomycota, Sordariomycetes, Sordariales, Sordariaceae. The transcript has 4 exons. The coding region runs from base 1 to 654 and encodes 217 amino acids.